This is a messenger RNA of Melospiza georgiana, 3162 nucleotides long. It is a transcript of the gene ACOT11, whose product is annotated as acyl-CoA thioesterase 11. Gene Ontology annotation, cellular component: extracellular exosome. The transcript has 17 exons. Gene Ontology annotation, molecular function: thiolester hydrolase activity; lipid binding. The coding region runs from base 239 to 2083 and encodes 614 amino acids. The record is from RefSeq and is a predicted model, not a curated record. NCBI's taxonomy places the organism in Eukaryota, Metazoa, Chordata, Aves, Passeriformes, Passerellidae.
CGCAUUCCCGGCCGCAUCCCCAGCCAAGCUCCCGAGCGCCGGCCAUUUUCCAGGCGGGCCGCGAUCUGCCAAGCGCUACCUUAAGAAAAGUUGCGCCGGGCCACAUGCGAGGAAGCGGGCGGGGGUGUGUGCCUGGCCCCGGCCCAGGGCGCCGCGCCAGCCCGGCCUCGACGCCCGCGCCCGCAGGUGUCCGGACGCCUCUCCUCCGAGCCAGCCGUGGCACCGACACCUCCCGCAAAUGCUCAGCUUCUUCUGGCUGAGGUGCCUCUUAAAAAUGGUCAAGGGGAAUGUUAUAGUCCCUGAAGACAUCUUGAGCUUCUGUUGCAAUGGCCUCCAGGGCUCGACCUCUGCACCCCGUGCCCGGGAGCCAGGGGAGCAGGAGGAGGCACGGGGGGCCAUGGCGAGCGCCCCGGCUGCCCGCAACCCCACCGAGGUGCAGAUGAGCCAGCUGGUGCAGCCCUGCCACACCAACCACCGCGGGGAGCUCAGCACCGGCCAGCUGCUCAAGUGGAUCGACACGGCCGCCUGCCUCUCCGCCGAGAGACACGCCGGCUGCCCGUGCGUCACGGCUUCCAUGGACGACAUCUAUUUUGAGCACACCAUUAGCGUCGGGCAAGUUGUCAACAUCAAAGCCAAAGUGAACCGAGCCUUUAACUCCAGCAUGGAGGUGGGCAUCCAGGUGAACUAUGAGGACCUGUGCAGCGGGAAGCACUGCAGCAUCUGCAAGGCGUACGCCACCUUCGUGGCACAGGGCCCCAUGGGCAGCAAGGUGAGGCUGGAGCCUGUGAUCCCACAGACAGAGGAGGAGAAGAUCGAGUACAGCAUCGCCGCCGAGCGCCGCCGCAUGCGCCUGGUGCACAAGGACACCCUCAAGGACCUGCUCACCAGCAGCCCCCAGGAAACUGAGCUGGAGACGCGGGACGGCAGCGGGGCAGUGCCGGCGGAAAGGACGCGCGUGGAGAGCGUGGAGCUGGUGCUGCCUCCCCACGCCAACCACCAGGGCAACACCUUCGGGGGGCAGAUCAUGGCCUGGAUGGAGAACGUGGCCACCAUCGCAGCCAGCCGUCUGUGCCAUGGCUACCCCACGCUGAGGGCCAUCGAGAUGUUCCACUUCCGGGGCCCGUCGCAAGUUGGGGACCGCCUGGUGCUCAAAGCCAUCGUCAACAACGCCUUCAAGAACAGCAUGGAGGUGGGGGUGAGCGCCGAGGCCUACGGGCAGGAGAUGUCUGUGAGCCGCCGGCACAUCAACAGCGCCUUCAUGACCUUCGUGGUGCUGGACCAUCAGGGCCAGCCCCGCACGCUGCCCAUGGUGGCACCCGAGCCGGGGGAUGGAGAAAGGAGAUACAGAGAAGCCAGUGCUAGGAAAAAAAUUCGGCUGGACCGAAAAUACGUCGUCUCCUGCAAGCAGACCGAGGUGCCGCUCUCCGUGCCCUGGGACCAAAGCAACAAGGUUUAUCUGAGCUACAACAACGUCUCUGCGCUGAAGAUGCUCGUGGCCAAAGCGAACUGGGCGCUCGCCAGAGAGAAGGAAAAGGUGCGGAUGUACACGCUGGAGGAGGACAAGUUCCUGUCCUUCCGCAUCGAGAUGUCCGUGUGCAUCCCGGCCAGCCGAGCCUUCUCCCUGCUCUCCAACCUGCGGCGCCGGCACGAGUGGGACAGCCACUACGUGAGUGCUGAGCUUGUCCAGAAGGUCGAUGACGACGACAUGAUCUACCACGUGGUGAGCCAGAAGCUCAGGAACGAGAACAAGCCGCAGGACUUCGUCAUCCUGGCGUCCCGGCGGAAGCCCUGCAGCAAGGGGGACCCCUAUGUAGUGGCCUUUCGCUCGGUGACGCUGCCCACGCACCCCGCCAGGCCCGAGUUCACGCGCGGGGAGACGCUCUGCUCCGGCUUCUGCAUCUGGCCGGAGUCACAGGAGAUGAGCAAGGUGGCUUAUUACAACCAGGCCAUGCCGGGGUACCUGACCUACGUCACCACCAACGUGGCGGGGCUGUCCUCAGACAUCUGCUCCACCUUCGAGGCCUGCGAGAAGUUCCUGCUGAAGAACAAGGAGGACCUGAUCUCACGGCUGCAGGACUUCUAGAGCCACGGCCCCCUGCUGACAGACGGACGGACAGACAGAUGAGGGGACACUUCUGUGGCGGAAGGGAACGUGGGACGGUGGCACCCAGACCCUGCCUCCCUGGGGGCUUUGGUCCCAUGGGCUGGGGUUUGGGGGGCAUUGCUGUACCACCUCAUCCCCUGCACUGAUGUGUCACACCUCUUCUUCUUUCUUUUUUAUUAUUUUAUUUAGAAAUUUUGUAAGCUGAUGUACAGGACGUGGUUUUCUAGUUCACUUAACGCUACUUGAAUCUUUGUAUGAUCCAAAAUCUUCCCAAGCCAGAUUUUUUUUUUUCAGUGGGACAUAACUGGUUCCUUUUGAGGCAGCAAAGGGAGAGAGGGGGCAGUGAUGUGGGGUGGCUGCUGUGCCCCUCCCUGGUGUAGGGGUGGCUGGUGGAACAUCCCACUCUCCCCAGUGCUGCUCAUUUUCCUGGGCAGGGCUGGCAAACAGCCCCUGCUCCUCCUGGGCUGAAAUCCCACCCCAUCAGCAGCAAUAGGAGUGUUUUGAAAGGACAGACAUCCCUAUCUGGGCUGAAAUCCCACCCCAUCAGCAGCAAUAGGAGUGUUCAAAAGGACAGACAUCCCUGUCUGCUCUGGGUGAGUGCCUGCUCCACGGGUUUGCUGUGUGGUGAGCUUGGAGCAGCAUCCUGCACUCACAGCCCAGCUCAGGUGGAGCUGGGGAAUUUUGAGGCAGGACUGUGCUGCAGGAAAGGGGUGGUUGAUAAGCAGAAGGAGCUCCUGCCCCUCUCCUCCAGUGGCUCCCAGCCCUGGGCUGGCUGUGGCCAUAAACCCCCAAUCUCUGCUCUAUCUCCCAUCAUAAACAUCUCAGCUCAAGGCCUGGCACGGCAACCUCCAAAAGAUAAAGGCAUCUUAGGCUGAACAUGGUACAAAACAUUCAAUUUUUAUAGAGCCCUCUUAUCUCCCAAAACUCAGAGCAAUCCUGCCUUUUUAUCACUGGGACAAGAGCCAUCCUUCCUACUCACCGUUAGGAAUUGCUGCUGCUUGAUUAAAGUGGAGGGCAUGAUGUAUUUGCCUGAACAUUAAACUCUAACUGACCUCUCC